UCUAGACAAGACAGACAGUAUAAAGGCACCAAAAAGUAGACAGAAUGGCAGAUUGCUAGUAUUUGAUCCAAAGGAAAAAGUGAUGACUGAACCAAAUGAAGCAAUGUCAGAUAAAUGCCUCUUUGGAUGCAGACUGAGAUUGACAAGCAAACUUUACACCUCACUGACACGAGUCUCUCUCAAUGUAGCUAAAACAUUUGCAGAAAAGAAGGAAGUCUCUUCAAAGAAUAAUGAAAAUAAAGCCUCUUUAAAGAAUACUGAAAAUAGAAUAUCUUCAAAGAGCAUUGAAAAUAAAGAUAUCUUAAAUCUACAGUCUGAUCUGUGGUCCUCUUCCUUCUUAAAAGAAAGCACAGGUGAGGCGGGCAAAGAUGUAGUCAUUGCACAGCAGAAGAAAAAUAAUGAGUAUUGCCUUCAGGACGUUGAUGAUAAGUUGUCAGAAUCAACAGAUGAUGGUGGUGAAGAUGAUACUAAUGAUGAAGAUAAUGAUGAAGACAGUAACCCUAAAAAGGUUACUCAUGCACCAUUAGAGUUAAUGGCAGAAUUCCUGAAAGCAGAAAUGGGCCGAGACUACCAUCUGGCAAAAAAACUAUGUCAGAUGAUCCUAAUCUAUGAACCAGAAAAUCCUGAGGCCAAGGAGUUUUCCACACUUAUUGAAGAAAUGUUACUGAUGGAGAAAGCUCAGAAUCUUGAGGAAGAUGGUGAAGACAGCGAAGGCAGCAGCGAUGAGAGUGAAGGAGAAAGCAGCCAGGAGCUGAGUGAUGAGAGCCCUGGCGAGUGGGCAGAUGGGCCAUGAACAUUGCUGCUCUGGUUUAAGCAGCAUAUAUUUUCAUUAAUAUAUACCAUGGAAAUAUAAAGAGAGCCACAUUUUGGUACAAUUGUUCUUCA
Molecule: messenger RNA, 885 nt
Organism: Galeopterus variegatus (Sunda flying lemur)
Lineage: Eukaryota; Metazoa; Chordata; Mammalia; Dermoptera; Cynocephalidae
Gene: ERICH2
Product: glutamate-rich 2
Exons: 9
Coding region: 83-793 (236 amino acids)
Source: RefSeq, a predicted model, not a curated record